Messenger RNA from Suillus subalutaceus, 1406 nucleotides. RefSeq lists its product as uncharacterized. Bases 306 to 1031 code for a protein of 241 amino acids. The transcript has 4 exons. The record is from RefSeq and is a predicted model, not a curated record. Gene Ontology annotation, biological process: regulation of transcription by RNA polymerase II. Gene Ontology annotation, molecular function: DNA-binding transcription factor activity; RNA polymerase II cis-regulatory region sequence-specific DNA binding. Lineage: Eukaryota; Fungi; Basidiomycota; Agaricomycetes; Boletales; Suillaceae.
AAAAGUGUUGAGACGCAAUCGAGCCCUCCUCCCACUCUUUUGCCUUCCCCGCUAGCCGAGUGGCUCGUCCCUUAUGCUCAGACCAUCGCACACGAUUGCUUCGCGCUUUUUGCCUUUAAAGGCAGAAACGCGUGCUGCAGAAAAACAAUCGUACUCGAUGUCCACAGUACACCUUGUGGUUUAAAAGAAGCGGGGAAAAUGUGUGGGCUUGCCACAACACACGCGCUAUUGAUUCUUUCCAGGGAUUUAAACCCACCUCGCAGAUAAUUUACAACCGUCUCUCUUCUCUCAAGCACUAUCACAAAAUGCCUGCUACAGGACGUAACGUGAAAUCUGUUGAAUGCACUGUCUGCUACAAAGUUAUUAGCCGCAAGGCCGAUCUUCCUAGGCAUAUGCUUACGCACGCUGAAAACAGGGAUGCCCUUAAGCACGCAUGCCCAUACGAUGGCUGCGAUUACAAGACCCUUCAAAAGUCUAACGUCCAGACGCACAUCAGGACCCACACCGGGGAACGCUCGAAGGCGUGCCCUCACCCUGAGUGUCAAUUUUCCACCACCGAUCCAGGCAGCCUGACGCGUCACCGCAAGUCAGAACACGGCUACAAGCCAAAGGCGCGUUGCAUUCCAGACGGCAAAGCUGCUCGACGGUCCGCCACCGCGCCCUACCCCUCUACUCGAUUUGUGAAACCAGAGGUCUCAUGCCCUGCGGUGCGCUCUCGCCUUGCGAGUCCAUCGACUCCCAACUCUCGGGCGAGUUCACGGAACUCUCCUUGGACCGACUCUUCCCCGAUCUCUCUGCCGAGAGCUUCAUCCCCAUACGUGGUCAGCCCUCUCAGCUCCCGCGGGUCCCCAUCCCGAACUACUUCCGGCCUUCGACCGUCCCCGUCGAUCUCUCCACUCUCCACAUCGACCCGCAGUUACUCUCCGAAGCCGCGCAUCCGCAGCCCAUUCACGAUGUCGGAUUUCAGUAUCAGUCCCAGUCCAUCGCCAAUGAGGACUUUCAGUAUCAGCCCAUCUCCGGAACCAAUGUGAACAAUAAAUUACCAGUUGAUCUGGAGGAGUUUUUACAAAAAUAUGGCUCGGGGUCCUUUGAAGGCCGCUGCGAGUACCCUGAAAAUGCACCGUAUUCGAUGGCAGAGCCCUCGUUUACAAACGAAUACAACGUCUAUUGAAUCUUCUUUUUCAUCUUUCACCUUUCACCUUUCAUCUCGUUGUCAAAUUACCUGUACAUCAGCAUCACAAUUACAUGUCGAACUCGGAGUUAUCAUUAUUGGUCAUUUAUAUCACGCCACUUGCACCUUUUGUACAUAUCUUCAACCGCACUUAUUGCGACCUUCAAAUUACAGGAUGUACAAUUGACAGCAGUACACGAAUGUCAUGACCAUGAAAUAUGAAUUGAUAUCUUUU